Molecule: messenger RNA, 2790 nt
Organism: Gadus macrocephalus (Pacific cod)
Lineage: Eukaryota; Metazoa; Chordata; Actinopteri; Gadiformes; Gadidae
Product: bromodomain adjacent to zinc finger domain protein 2B-like
Exons: 7
Molecular function (GO): protein binding
Source: RefSeq, a predicted model, not a curated record
ACCUCCGCCAGCCUGCAGGUCAAGGGCUGGACGUACGCGGACCCCCAGUCCGAGCGCGAGGACCUGGUCUACUACGAGCACAAGCCCCUCCCCAAGCCGGGCCUCGCGGCCGAGGGGGAGGACAACCAGCAUCAGCGGGCCGAGAGGGGUCACCCGGGGGUCACGCGUCACCCUGACAACCCGCUGGACUUAGCGGUGACGCGCCUGACCGAGCUGGAGCGCAACAUCGAGAGAAGGUACCUGCGGAGCCCGCUAGGGACCACCGUUCAGAUCAGACUGGAUAAUGUGGGUACGGUCACUGUCCCCGCUCCCGCCCCGUCCACUAGUGCUGACUCGGGAAGGGGUGAGGAAGAGGUGGCCCAUGGGAUGAAAGUGUGGAGGAAGGCCCUGCUGGAGGUGAGGAGCGCCGCCCAACUCGCUAUGUGCCUCCAGCAGCUCCAGAAGUCCAUCGCCUGGGAGAGGUCCAUCAUGAAAGUGUACUGUCAGCUGUGCAGGAAGGGGGACAACGAGGACCUUCUGCUUCUGUGUGACGGCUGUGAUAAAGGCUGCCACACCUACUGCCAUAAACCCAAGAUCACCUGCAUCCCCGAGGGAGACUGGUACUGCCCGGCCUGCAUAUCCAAGGCGAGUGGGCCGAUUCCCAAGAACAAGAAGCCCCCCUGCAGACUCCCGCCGGCGUCCAGCCUAGGGGGAGUGGGAGGAGCGGCGGGGGGAGGAGGAGGAGGAGGAGCAGCGGGAGGAGGAGCAGCUGCAGGAGGAGGAGGAGGAGGAGGAGGAGGAGGCAGUGCUAAAAAGGGAGGAGCAGAAGUGAAGAAGAACGGCAAGCAGGCCGUUGCCGGGGAGGCGUCGGAGGAGGACUCAGCCAGCGCCGGCGGCACGCCCAAGAAAGGCGCCAAGGACGCCAGCAAGAAGAGGAAAGCUGAGGAGAGCUCCCCAGCACCACCGCCGCCACCGCCAGCCAAUCAGGAGAGCCCGGUGUGCGUGAAGCGAGCCAAGACGGCACGGGACAACAACCGGGACCUGGGACUGUGCAGAGUGCUUCUGGCCGAGCUGGAGCGGCACCAGGACGCUUGGCCCUUCCUCACACCCGUCAACCUCAAGUCGGUGCCAGGCUACAGGAAGGUCAUCAAGAAGCCCAUGGACUUCUCCACCAUCAGGGAGAAGCUUGUCAGCAGCCAAUAUCAAAACUUGGAGACGUUCAUCAUCGACGUCAACCUGGUGUUUGAUAACUGUGAAAAGUACAACGAAGACAACUCAGACAUCGGACGCGCCGGCCACAACAUGAGGAAGUUCUUUGAGAAGCGCUGGACUGAGCUUCUGAAACAAACCAACUAGGACUCAGGCUUCCCAGCGUUUCCCCGCCCCCUUCCCUCGGUCCCUUGGCGAGCAAACACAUAUUUUCCUCUCCAGCGAAGGGCCGCGAAUGGAGUGAGUAACGUAGAACUCAAACCCUCGGGGCUGCGGAGAGGAGGGAGAGUAGGGAGAGAGAGAGGGAGGGAGAGGAGGCCAUUGUGACAGGAGGUUGCUGUAGGAGGGUGUGAGGCUGGGGUUGAGCUACAACAGGGAAGGAACCCCCCCGAGAGUCCCAGGGAACCCGGCAUGUCAUUGUGCAAUACCACUUCCUGUCUCCGGAAUGCUGCACUGAAGCAACCCUCCAGUACACUGACCCUGUCCGUCCCCCCCCCCCCCCCCCCCCCCCGCGCGAUACACCGAAAAUACGUUCCACUACUUGUAAAUAGCCGUUUGUUUUUUUAUUUAAUCGUAUUAUAGUGAAUGUAUUUAAUUUUGUAAUACUUAUUUAUGAAUCAAGGUCCACUUCAUUUUCUAUGAAAAGGAAGAAUCAGCUAAACGGCUUUGAGUUGAUGGCAAGAAGAGGAAAUGGAAUGUGUGUUUGUGUCUUUAAUUUUCACCCAAAUACGAAACUAAGCCAAGAAAAAAAAAAAAAGAAAUAAAAACCAACCUGUUUACACUGUCGCGUGCGCCGAAGCACCGGGAAAAAAAAACUACAACUGUAUUUGUUUUGUUCAAACUGUAAAACUGCAUUUAUUCACAGGCAAAUGGUCAUUCAUGUGUAUAUACUGUUUAUUAUUGUCAAUAUUACGUCUUGUUUGGAACAAUGUGUAAAAAAUUGUUUAAGAAUAUUAAGAUAUUGUUUAUGCCUUAGAAUGAUUGUAGCAUUCUAUUUUAGUGAACGUGUUGGAAACCCUUAUGAUGGAUAUUGUUUGUACAGUAAACACAUACCCUCUGCAGACACUGUGCUCUUCUUAAUAUUGGUAGUGCCUACCCUCUCAACAGGGGCAUGUAGGGGAUAAUAUCGUUAUUUUUGUUAUCAUUUUAAUAUUUUAUUUCUAUGACUUCUAUUUUUAUUUCUGUUUUUAUUUUUUUAUGUAUGAUUUCCGAUCCAACAUGGCCGCCUCCAAAGUCAGACGGCGACACAGUCUUCAUUCCUUCCUCCCCGCACCAUCGCAUUAAAAAUAGAGAGAAUAUUCCGGAAAAAACCUGGCGAGCUUCUUGCGUAUAGGCUCCGCCCGCCGCCUACCCGCCCCCCCUCCCCCCCUCCCCACCACUCUAAAGGGGACCCCUGGGGCCAUUCGUAACCACUGUGUUGAAUCUUGCUGUGUGUUGUGGCCUGAUGGAGGCAGCUAGAGUUUUUUUAUGUACCCGAGUCGAGAGUACUUGAAGUAACUUUAUUUAAAGAUAUUGUGGAAUAAAAGUAUCAUUCUUUUGUAGGAGCUUUAUUUUUCACUAGUGUGUGGCACGGACCUAUUAAAGGAUGUUUUUCAACCUAAA